This is a messenger RNA of Paraglomus occultum, 492 nucleotides long. The record is from the annotation of a GenBank genome assembly. Lineage: Eukaryota; Fungi; Glomeromycota; Glomeromycetes; Paraglomerales; Paraglomeraceae.
AUGGAACCCUAUGCUGGAAAUGACGAAUAUUUCAAAACUAACGAUAGAGAAACAUGGACUUACAAACAUUUUUUAAAUGAAAUAAGAGAAACAAUCAUAAGUUCGCCACCAUAUUCUGAUGACUGGAGUGGCUUAGAUGGUGCAUGGUAUAGGAGGUAUACCUAUCAUGCCAGUAAGUUAUACUUAUGGUAUAGUCCGAUCCAGAGGUUUGCCGCUGUUUCCGGCGCCCAAGAUGAAAAUGAUAAACGUCAACAAAUGAAGUCUUUUUUUCAAGACAUUCUUCUUGAACGUGAAAAGAGAAAUGCUGAGAAAAAUUAUGUAGUAGAAGGUGUAAAAGUCCUUAAUGAAGCAAGGUUUCGCAGUUCAAAUGAAGUUACCUCUGCCAUUAACAAACGAUAUCCUGAGGAUCAAGCCAGGGAAAACAAAGAUGAUGCUUCGCACAAACGUCAAUGUUGCCGAACAGAAGAUGAACCACUGCAAACUCCAGAAUAA